UGGGCGGGGCCUGGGCCGGGCAGCUCCAAAGGCCGCGAUUUCACAUCGGAAACAAAACAGCGGCUGCUCGGGAAGGAACCUCAGCUGCUAGAGGCCGGUGGUGGCGGCGAGGAAAGGAUCCAGGUUGCCUCUGCUCCUGCGCUCCCACUACUGUUACAUCAGAUUGCAGGGAGAGACUGCUUUUGGAUGUAUUCUGAAAAACCUUUCAGAGCCCGCUGAUACUGCCUCUCCUUCAUGUGAUAGAUGCCAGGCAGAUUUGAAAGACCUAAUCCAGGAGCCUGCAAGUGACAGCAGCCUGCGAGGUUCUUAGAAAGCUUGGCCUGGAGGAUAACACAUGAAAGAAAGAACCCCAAGAGGCUCUGUUUUCUGUGAAAAAGUAUUUCUAUACAGUUGCUCCAAUGACAGAGUUACCUGCACCCUUGUCCUACUUCCAGAAUGCACAGAUGUCGGAGGACAACCACCUGAGCAAUACUGUACGUAGCCAGAAUGACAGUAGAGAGCGGCAUGAGCACGGCAGCGAGAGGCGGAGGCAUGGCAACUCUGAGUCGUUAUCCAAUGGCCGAGCCCCCGGUAACUCGCAGCAGCAGGUGGUGGAACAAGAGGAAGAGGAAGAUGAGGAGCUGACGUUGAAAUAUGGCGCCAAACAUGUGAUCAUGCUCUUUGUCCCCGUGACUCUCUGUAUGGUGGUGGUCGUGGCCACCAUCAAAUCAGUCAGCUUUUAUACCCGGAAGGAUGGGCAGCUAAUCUAUACGCCAUUCACAGAAGACACCGAGACUGUGGGGCAGAGAGCCCUGCACUCAAUUCUGAAUGCUGCUAUCAUGAUCAGCGUCAUUGUCAUCAUGACUAUUCUCCUGGUGGUUCUAUAUAAAUACAGGUGCUAUAAGGUCAUCCAUGCCUGGCUUAUUAUUUCAUCCCUAUUGUUGCUGUUCUUUUUCUCAUUCAUUUACUUGGGGGAAGUGUUUAAAACCUAUAAUGUUGCCAUGGACUACAUUACAGUUGCACUCCUGAUCUGGAAUUUUGGUGUGGUGGGAAUGAUUGCCAUUCACUGGAAAGGUCCACUGAGACUCCAGCAGGCAUAUCUCAUUAUGAUCAGUGCCCUCAUGGCCCUGGUAUUUAUCAAGUACCUCCCAGAAUGGACCGCGUGGCUCAUCUUGGCUGUGAUUUCAGUAUAUGAUUUAGUGGCUGUUUUGUGUCCAAAAGGCCCACUUCGUAUGCUGGUUGAAACAGCUCAGGAGAGAAAUGAAACUCUCUUUCCGGCUCUUAUUUACUCUUCAACAAUGGUAUGGUUGGUGAAUAUGGCAGAAGGAGACCCAGAAGCCCAAAGGAAGGUAUCCAAAAACUCCAAUUAUAAUGCACAAAGCACAGAAAGUGAGUCACAAGACCCUGUGACAGAGAGUGAUGAUGGUGGCUUCAGCGAAGAGUGGGAAGCCCAGAGGGACAGUCGCCUGGGGCCUCAUCACUCUACGGCUGAGUCGCGAUCUGCUGUACAGGAUCUUUCCAGCAGCAUCCUGGCCAGUGAGGACCCAGAGGAAAGGGGAGUAAAACUUGGAUUAGGAGAUUUCAUUUUCUACAGUGUUCUGGUUGGUAAAGCUUCCGCAACAGCCAGUGGAGACUGGAACACAACCAUAGCCUGUUUUGUAGCCAUAUUAAUUGGUUUGUGCCUUACAUUAUUGCUCCUUGCCAUUUUCAAGAAAGCAUUGCCAGCUCUUCCAAUUUCUAUCACCUUUGGGCUUGUUUUCUACUUUGCCACAGAUUAUCUUGUGCAACCCUUUAUGGACCAAUUAGCAUUCCAUCAGUUUUAUAUCUAGCAUAUUUGCAGUUAAAAUCUCAUGGAUUUUUCUCCUUUGACUAUAAUAAAAUCUGGGGAGGACAAAGGUGAUUUUCCUGUGUCCACAUCUAACAAAGUCAAGAUUCCCAGCUGGACUUUUUGCAGCUUCCUUCCAAGUCUUCCUGACCACCUGCACUAUUGGGCGUUGGAAGGAGGUGUCUACAGAAAAUGGUUUUGAACAUGUCAUUGUGGUGGACUGAGUCCCUCAGUGCAGAAACUGCCAGAUUUGAGGGACAAGAACAAGGCAAAGUGAUGGCCCAGAAAGUUGCUGUGGUCCCACCAGCAGGUUGACCUUUGGUCACAGGUGGAUUUUACCAACGCUGCAGACUCUCAGGACUACCAUUACCAAGAGAUUAAAUGAAAUGGUUUAAACCAAACAGGACUCUUCAUCUUAAACUACAUGUUGAAAAUCAACCUAAUAAAUCUGUAUUGAAUUCUGAACCUUUUUGGGAGAUACUGUAAGGAGAGCAGGCACCAGAGCAAAAUGGAAAGAUGGAAAGGGGCUCAAACUUUCAGAUUUUUUGCUGCAGACUUACCAUUUUUAAAUAAGACUUUUUUUCACCUGAGUCAAGUCAGAGGUGUAGGUUGAUUUUGACACUUCUUGUUCUCAAGCACUGAAGCUCAUUACCAUCUGUGGCUGCCAUUUCUUCCCAAGGCCAGUCUGAACUUACUUGAGGUUGCUUUAUCUUAAAAGUCUUAACCUCAGGUUCCAAAUGCAGUCAUUUAUUUCUGGAAAGAGUGGAACUAUAACUCAACGAUUCCCUAUUACCCUUAAGUAAAUUCUGGAUUUUCCACCAAAUUCCUAACUUUUAGGCAUACUUGUAGGUUCACUUGCCCCCAGGUCCCUCCCUCCUUCCGUCUCUCUCCCGGUACUCCCCUCACAAGCACUUCUAUACAGCGAAUAAGACAGCUCUGUUGUGGAAGCAGGUGAUCCAGUUGUUCCAGGAUUUUGCUCUGUGUGUGGUGCAAAGAAUGUGUCAUGAGUCAGUGCUAUCAGCCUUGCUGUCAUACUUUCUUAAAUAGCAAAUGCAAUGUGCCCAAAGACAGUAGGAUUAAAGAAGAGUAAGAUGGCAGGUGAAGCACUUUCUGUCCUGGAUUGUCUUUUCUUUUUAACUACAACCCAUUGUCUCUUGACAGUAGGUCAGAAUUUGAACCAAUAGCCAAAAGCUGGUGGUUUAUAAAGUUUAUGAGUCAGUUGUAUCAGUACAAAGCUUGGAGAUAGCUGUUACUUCACUUGGUGAGCUGUGGGAGAACCAAGGGUCAGGGGGAGAACCAGCGGCCAAGAGGAGAGAGGAGGGGCCUCCAACAGCCAAUGGGACAAGAGCUCACGGCCUGGGAAGGAGGGGAUCUGAGUGAUUCCUCAAGAACCCCACAAUGGGUGUUUUGUGUUUUCCCUUCCGCGUUACCUUUCGUUUCAAUGUACCUUUGUGAGAAUUGGGCUGCAGAGUUCAGGCCCUGUGUAGUUCAGCUGUGCAAUGCAUAUGAACAGAGCCCGCCGCCUGUGGGCACACAGCACCUCCGGAUGAAGCUUUGCCGGGGCACACCCCCUCUUUUACCAUGGACAGCCCUCAGCCAUGGUGAUCAGACUCUAAGCAUUUGUGAGAAACUUAGUUUCUCCUUGUGGCUGAAGAGAGGCCAGCUUUCCCUCUGUUUCCUGCUGCUUGCUGUCUCUCCAGCCAUCAUUUGAUCUGGUUUGGGGUUCUCCUUGGAGUUUAGAGUAUUUGUUUUCUGCCAUGGAAUAUUUCUUAUAAGAAACUAACUUUAGGGUAAUGUGCUGGUACUAACCUGUGUGUAAAAACUGGCUCCUCUUAGGCCCUUUUUCCCAAGAUUUUCUUUUUCUCCUCAGAUAUGUGACAGUGUGGGUAUUAUCUUCCAGGAAGACAUGCAGUUCAACAGUUACAACAAAGCCACCUGAACACUAAUGUGUGAUUUGAAGACUUGAAGCAGUCUUGAAGGGAGCCCUGACCUACAGUAGUUUAUUUGUGUGAGGAUCCCAAAUAUGCUGUGUCUUUCAUGAAGGGUUUAUCUCUGAAGAGGGUGUGUGGUGUGUGUGAUUGUGUUCAAAUCCGUCCUAUGUAUUGCUGUCCUCUGUAGAAAGAUUGCAAUAGACCUGUCACUUUCUGCAAGAUGCAACCACAUCUCAGCGUAGAGAGAAUACAUCUUCUUUCUUUAAAGCACCGGUCUCAGACGCAGACUUUUCCGUAGAACCUUCUUAGAGUCAAUUCAGUUGUUUCUGAAAUAUCAAAAUGCUAGUCUUUCACCAUGAAAAAUAGAUUGUCACCAGAGAAAACAGUAGCAAUUCCACUGAGGAUGCGCCCUCACCCAGGGGCAAGGGGUGGCUGUGGAACCAGACAGAACAAAUGAUAAAACCUGACCAGCCCAGCUGACCUGCUUAAUAAAAAAGAGAGGACAGUAGGAAUAAGGGCGACCCCUGAUGUCUGUGUCUGACUGGCCUACAGAAGAAUAGAGAGUGUUUACAUGCAGAAUGUUGCCACAAACUAGCCUAUGGAAAUGCCAACCAUAUUUGGAGGAUUUGUAGAGGAUUUUUUUUCAAAGAGGAAGGGAUCGCUUCUCUGUUUUUGAUUCUCACCAGGUUAGUGUGUGGUCCUCAGAUCACAGCUCUCACUGUAAAUAACUCUCUUGGUCAGAAAAAGGAGAAACUUUCUAAGCAACUUGAAAGAAAAUCAUAAGUGAACAAUUUAUUGAUUUCACUACAGAAGCAACAACUGACGAGGUGGUGUUUUUACUUUUAAACUCCCGGAUCCCCAUUUUUCAAAGUGUCCCUUGGUUUUAAAAACCCUCCUUCCAUAACAGAUGCCCAAACAAAUAAUAUGUUUAAUACUUGCCCUUUACUUGGCCUCAACAAACUUUAUAUAUGUAGUCUUGAUCGUAUUUUGUAAAAUGUGAGACAGAACUACCACAUAAGAUCUUCCAGGGUCAGACAUCUCAAGGAAGCCUCUGGUCCUGACCCCCAGUGCCUGGCCUUGCGUAUUUGCCCAUUCAUGAUGUAGCCCUGAAGAAAAUGAGCUCAGAAACCACUAUGAAAAAUUUUAUUCAAUGUCUUCUGUGUUGCUGGCGUGGUGCUGGAGUCUAAGGAUGCAAAAAUGAGUAAGAUGUAACCUCAGAAUGUAGCUGUAGUCUCUUGUUUUCUGGUAAAUACCAGCUUUAACUUCUCUAAAAUAUUAGCUACCUGUCAAUAACCCCUUUUCAUGGUAACUGUUAUUGAGGGCUUAUAAAAUUGAUGUUAUGAAAUGGUGACUUGAGUCUUCCAGAAACCAAUCCUUCCAGUAAAGUACUCCUUUUUCUCUAGAUUUGCUUUUGUCAUUCUCCUCAACUCCAAGAGGAUCCUGAACGCUGAGUUUGGGAAGAGACUUGAAAACUGGAUGUUUGGUUUUGCCCUGGGAUGAGACAAUAUCAUCAUAAAUUUGAGCCAAGAAGUGAUCCUUGUGAUCUUCUUGCCUCAUUUUAAAUUCCCCAGACACAGGAGAUUAAAAAGUGGUUUCAGCUCUUCACAACCCUCAUUGAAGCUGCAGAGCAGGGUAUCCCAACAAGGCCACCAUCACACUCACAUCCCAAAUCAUCUGGAUAGCAUCAUUGGAACAGUCCUCUCCUCUGGCAAGAAACACCUCAGAUCUGUGCAUUAAAGAUCAGCCUGGUGCUGAAGUGAACUCCCUUCUUGAAUGUCUAAGCUGUUUCCCAGGGCCUCGGACAGCUUCAGCGUUGCCCUGAGGAAGUAGUUGGGUCCACCCUGGGCCCUGGAAUCUGGUGUUAGCACUUCAGCCUGGUCUGUGUAGCAGGAAGGACUUCCCAGAAAGCAAUUUUCCUUUUAAAAUAAGUAAGUGUUACAACAGGACAGUUUCCAAGUCAACUAUGUAGAGUAUUGAGUACAGGACUGUCAUGUUUAUGGUGCUAUCAAUGUGCUGGGGUGUGGGUUUCAGUGGGAUCAUUUACCCUCACGUGUUCAUUGUCUGGCUUUUGCUUCUACAGACACUGCUUUGUACACAAUUCAGACAGACUGUGAAUACAUCUUUUUUAAAUACCUUUCAAAUUCUUGGUAAGAUAUAAUUUUGAUAGAUGAGUGCAGAUUUUCCUGUUUUUUGUCAAAUUAAUAAAGACCGCAUGACUCCA
Balaenoptera acutorostrata (minke whale) is the source of this 5956-nucleotide messenger RNA. RefSeq names its product presenilin 1 (gene PSEN1). The transcript has 13 exons. Gene Ontology annotation, biological process: calcium ion transport; membrane protein ectodomain proteolysis; protein processing. Gene Ontology annotation, molecular function: cadherin binding; beta-catenin binding; aspartic endopeptidase activity, intramembrane cleaving. The record is from RefSeq and is a predicted model, not a curated record. The coding region runs from base 399 to 1808 and encodes 469 amino acids. Lineage: Eukaryota; Metazoa; Chordata; Mammalia; Artiodactyla; Balaenopteridae. Gene Ontology annotation, cellular component: nucleus; neuromuscular junction; mitochondrial inner membrane.